CCAAUGAAAUUAGAAUGAAAUUUCUUCUCUGGGCGCUCAAUUUGAUUAGUUUUACCGUACAAUUUAACGAAAAUAUCUGAUGUGAAAGCGGACAAUUGUUCAUGCUUGCUGCAAAUUUUGGAGCAGCUUUGCUGUCAACCUUCUGUAUAGGCUUCGAUGGAUUCAUUAAAACAUCAACGAGACACAAUUGAAUCCUUGAUAAGUUUUUACAACGAUGACAGGUUCUGUGAUGUUACAAUUAUUUGCGGUGGCAAUGAAGAAAGAGCAUCAGAAGUAAAAGUGAAUUCGAUAAGUAUACUUGAGCAUGACGAGAAUAGAGACUGGUGCGCGUCACCAUCCAGUUCCUCGGACGACUACAACUCGUUGCCGAUGGGCGGAUCAGUUGGACACAACCGAAGCUCUUCGCCUCCUGUGACGUCAUUACAUCCAAAGAGACAGAUCAGAUGUCACCGAGUGAUGCUGUGUGCUCAUAGUGACUACUUCUGCGCAAUGUUCAACGCUAACAUGCGAGAGGCGUCGGAGUCGCGAGUGGUGCUGGAGACAAUCACUUAUGACACAAUGAAAACUAUUGUUGACUUCGUUUAUCACGGUGAAUUGAAAUUGUGUGGGGAUAGUGUUUGGGACAUUCUGCUAGUGUCCAAUUUCCUCCAGAUGUCAUCUUUAGUCUGUAUCUGCAGUGACUUUAUUGCCAGCUCAAUCUCUCUAUCCAACUGCAUCUCCUCAUUUGACAUUGCAUCAAACAAUAAUCUAUCCCAACUGAGCGAUAUUACAUUCAACUUCAUACUGGAUUCGUUCUGCGAAAUCAUGGAAGUGCAUGGUGAAGAAUUCAAUGACACUGUUUCUGUUGAUGCUUUGGAAGACAUUGUCAGAUCAGAGAGACUGAAUGUAAAAAGUGAACUGCAAGUGUUGCAAGUGGUGAUGGACUGGGCCGAUUAUGACGCAUCAGAGCGAGGUGUCUUUUUGCAGCGUCUUCUAUUGAAUGUCCGAUUCCCCUACAUAGACACUGAUGCUCUGACCACAAUUUUGUCUCAUUACUUUGUACUGAAGCAGAAUUCGGAAGCGCAACUAUUUCUAAGCGAAAAAAUCUGCGAACUUGCCGAUUUUGUCCUCAAUUGUGAUCAGUCGGCCGAACUCCCGCGACCCUCUACUCUAGAUCAACUGGUGGUCGUCGGUGGUAUGGAACCCAACUCUUCAGGUGCUAAUAUGAUGGAGAAGCUGGAUUGCCGAUUGAACAAGUGGGAGAGAGUGGAGACUGAAAUGAGCAGAGCUCAAGUCAUGUUCGGCGCAGUGGUGCUAGAGGACCUCGAUGAUAGGAACAAUAGUAGCGGGACGAACAAAAUCAGUAGUAGGCUGUAUGUGGUCGGAGGAAGACAGAACUUGAGGACUAUAGGACAUGUGGACUGCUAUGACAGUAAGGGUCACCUGGUUGACCAAGAACAUCCACGAAUGAUCACUUGCAGACAAGGUCUCUCUGUCUGCGUACUGGGAGGUAAACUCUUUGACAACAACAACAGCAGCAGUAAUGACGACAGAAGAGUAUUCGCCAUUGGAGGCCACGAUGGAUGGAACUACUUGAACUCGGUGGAGGCCAUAAAUGUCAAUGAACUACAGGGUAAAGCGAAGGGAGGGUGGGUUUCAGCAAAGAGUAUGAAGUCUACGAGAGCAAAUAGUGGCUGUGCCGUCAUUGGAAAAAUUAUCUUCGUGUGUGGAGGAAGAGAUGGCAGCUACGUGCUCUCUUCAGUUGAGAGGUAUGACUCAUUGGAAGACAGAUGGACUUACUGUGCUGCCAUGCAUGUACAAAGGGCCCAUGCAUCAGUGGCAUCUCUGUCCUCUCUUUUAUAUGUAUGUGGGGGUACCACCUCUCACACUCAAUCGCUGUCACAGUUCAACCGCUGCACUGCGCUGGACUCGUGCGAAAGAUAUGACCCAGUGGCUGAUCUGUGGACCUACAUUCAGCGUCUUCCUUGUGUCCGUAAAAUGAGUGGCUGUGGUGUACUAGGAAAUCAACUGUACAUCGUGGGGGGACUAGGUCCCCCUCCCCCUUCCUCAUCCUCUGAGGACUAUCAGUCGGUCACUUCAGAAUUGGAUUCUUCCUCGUCGUCAACUUCUGUCUUCAGAUACAAUCCAAACACUAACAAGUGGAGUCAGGUGUGCGAGCUCGAGUAUCCACGUGUGGGUGCGCGUUUAGUUGUGCUACCGAAACAGAAGUAACUGUGCUUGGUUCAAACAUCUGCCAUUAUAGUCUUUUGUAUCUGUUAGCUAAUCUGAUUUUUUCUACAAAACAGAAAAAUGAUAGCAAAUUUAUAGUUUUAGAAAAGUUUGACAUGAUAUCAGUAUUUAGCCAAGGUUUUUAUUCAUCUAGUGGCCUAAUUUAUCUAUGAAUUUGACCAUAUCUUUUUAAAUGUUAACCUGGACUAGAUCCAUUUUGAUUGAAGUCCGAAAUUACUUUUUAAUUCUAUUUUUGAUAUUCACGUGAAGUAUGCGGUUUUAAAGUUUUUGAACUACGAAAGGUCAUUGCAACAUUAACUCACAUUUUCGCAUUAAAACUUUUUCACAGGAUUCGACUAC
Symsagittifera roscoffensis is the source of this 2568-nucleotide messenger RNA. Its product is annotated as kelch-like protein 5. The coding region runs from base 157 to 2211 and encodes 684 amino acids. The transcript has 12 exons. Gene Ontology annotation, molecular function: protein binding. NCBI's taxonomy places the organism in Eukaryota, Metazoa, Xenacoelomorpha, Acoela, Convolutidae. The record is from RefSeq and is a predicted model, not a curated record.